Tripterygium wilfordii is the source of this 1654-nucleotide messenger RNA. RefSeq names its product vacuolar protein sorting-associated protein 36. The transcript is spliced from 9 exons. Gene Ontology annotation, cellular component: ESCRT II complex; late endosome membrane. Gene Ontology annotation, biological process: protein transport to vacuole involved in ubiquitin-dependent protein catabolic process via the multivesicular body sorting pathway. The record is from RefSeq and is a predicted model, not a curated record. Gene Ontology annotation, molecular function: ubiquitin binding; phosphatidylinositol-3-phosphate binding. The coding region runs from base 59 to 1378 and encodes 439 amino acids. NCBI's taxonomy places the organism in Eukaryota, Viridiplantae, Streptophyta, Magnoliopsida, Celastrales, Celastraceae.
UCUGUCACCGUCGAUCAAGUCAUACCAAAUGGUUCGAUAGCGAUCACUGUGAACCUCCAUGGCCGACUUCUUCCCAAAGGCAGAGCUCACCGGUGCCGGUCGCCCGAUCCUUCUUCCCGGAGAGUUUGAGUGCUCCCUCGUCGCCGCCGUCGACCUCGAGUCCCAAGAUGAACCGCCCACCUUCUCUCCGUUGAAAACUGGCAUUCUCACCCUUACUACUCAUCGUCUCCUCUGGCUUCCGUCCGGCGCUGCCACCGCCUCCGCCUCCGCCGUUUUCAUCCCCCUUGCCGCGAUUUCCCAUGUAUUCGCUCCCAAGAAGUCGAUCAAGUCCAUGUUCGCUUCACCCAGGAUCCGAUUCCAGGUCUCUACGUCGGUACUUAAUCCCGGGUCGAGUUCGAGAACUGUGGUGGUCACGGUGGUGGUAAGAGGGAAGGGGGACUGGGAAGGGUUUUAUGGGAAGUUGUGGGAGAAUUGGAGGGGGAGGGCGUGGGAGAAUGAAACGGGAAGCUCUGCUUCUGAGUCUGGUUCAAGUACGGUCAAUAGUGCGGGUGGCUUGUAUGGGAGUGAUGGGUCAGUGAGGAUGGUUGGGGUGGCGGGAAUAUUGAGGAAGGAGCAGCAAAUGUGGGAGAGUACGGACAAGAGCUUACAAGAGGCUUUCCAGGACUUGCACGCUCUCAUGAGCAAGGCUAAAGAGAUGGUGAUGUUAGCAGAGAAAAUGAGGCAAAAGCUUUUAUCAGCUUCAAACUCACAAACCAGCACUGCAAGUGACGAGGAAAUGGGUUCCAAAGAAGAGAUGCAAGAUUGGUUACUGAGUGUUGGUAUUGCUUCCCCUGUCACAAAGGAAUCUGCAGGAGCUAUGUAUCACCAACAGUUGUCCCGGCAGUUGGCAGAUUUUGUUAGAACUCCUCUAGAGAGAGCGGGAGGGAUGAUCAAUCUGAUAGAUAUCUAUUGUCUCUUCAAUCGUGCUCGGGGCACAGAGUUGAUCUCACCUGAGGAUUUAUUGCUGUCAUGUUCUCUCUGGGAGAAGUUUGAUGUGCCCAUAAUGCUUCGGAAGUUUGAUAGUGGAGUUAUGGUAGUUCAGAACAAGUCGCACAGUGAUGAAGAGGUUUUUGCUAGAAUCAAAACCUUUAUAACAAGGCCAGAUGCCCUCCGAACUGGGAUAACUGCUAGCGAUGCUGCAAUGACAUUAGGCAUUGCUCCAGCUAUGGCCAAGGAGCAUCUUCUAAGUGCUGAGAGCAAAGGUUUAUUAUGCAGGGAUAUUAGUCCUGAUGGGUUUCGUUUUUACAUCAACCUCUUUCCAGAAAUUCAUCCUAAUGAUUUGUACUUAGUAAAGGAUUACGGGAUUUAUAUGGCAUGGAUAAAAGCUGCAGCUUCUUGACUUUGCCAACAAUGAAAUGUGCAAGUUCCACACCUGCGCGGCUACAAUGAAAUUUUGUGGGCAGCUGGUGUUUCUUCUUUUGCUCCACAAGUUGCAACUACAUUAUUUUUUUUUUCCAAGUUACAAUAUAUUGGGAAAGGUGGCAAGGCUAUGCUACUUACAGAAUCGUUUGUAUCCAUUUACUGUAAAAUGUAACAGACUAACAGUUGAGCCAUAUAUGUGAUUAUUUAGGAGGCAAAUUAAUACUGAUGAAGGUCAGCUGCGAAGACCAAUAAA